Messenger RNA from Xyrichtys novacula (pearly razorfish), 3515 nucleotides. NCBI's taxonomy places the organism in Eukaryota, Metazoa, Chordata, Actinopteri, Labriformes, Labridae. The record is from the annotation of a GenBank genome assembly.
ACACACAGCAGACCCUGGAUGUUUUCCUCAGUCUUGCUGCGCCUCCACGUCAUCGUCCAUCGUUUUUUUUUUUCUACCACUUCACUCAUAAAACAGCAGCAAGUCGUCGCCUGUGCGAUUUGAAUCCCCGUUUACAGUCGCAGCACUUCAGACACAGCCCCGCUGUAGACUACCCCGACAUGAGGCUGGGACUCCCCGCUCUCGUGUGUUUCUUCAGCUUUGUGUGGCAGUCGGAGUGCGCGCCUCCGACCUGCUACUCUCGAGCGCUCGGCCUGAGUAAGGAAGUGAUGACCCUGCUGGAUAAGAUACACACGUACCACCGAACGGUAAGAUCUUGGUGCCGGAUGCACCGUCCGGUCUCACCUUGCAGAUGUAACUGCUGAAAGUCCAGUGUGCUGGUGCUGCUUGUUCCGUGUCCUCAUAAUGAUGUUUGUUUGCAGAAAACUUGUGCUGAGAUUCUGCCGCCGAUCUUCCUCGACGUGCACGUAAGUCAAAAAUAAUUUCCUAUUAUGCAUGUUGUGAAGAUAAGGGAUUAGGAGUGUAUUGCACAUUCUUUUCUGCUGGUAAGAGUGCCCUGAGCUAAAAGGAAUGGUAUGGUGUCUACACAAGUGCACUUUAAAACUUAAACAGGGAGGUAUAGCUCUAUUUUGAAAAGUUGUAGUCCGUAGAUAUAGCUACAUUUAAAGCUCCUGUAAGUAACUUUUGCUUUAUGUUGCUGUUAGUGCCCCCUGUAGAUAAUGCAGUACUUUUUGUCUCUUCUGAUUAUGUCUUGGACAUGUGUGAGAUUUAUUUUUAACAAAAAAAAAUCUCUCCUGGUUUCUCCUGACAGUCAGGUGUUUCAUUCAGUAAAUAUCUUUGCUGUAAACAUUUUGAAAAGAAAAUCGUCAAUCACUUUGCUUGGCACCUACCAUGUGGCAGCAGUUUAAGGGAUCUUAAUUGGCGAUCUUUAGUUUUAUAGGUUUGUUUGUUUUUCACACUCAACAACAGGUAUCAAAAUUAAUUUAAGCCUGUUUCAGAAAUAGUAAAAUAAAAUUGCUCACGUGCUUUAAAACUUUUUUUUGUAUUUUGUAUUGUGUUAAAGUGGUGAUGAAUAAUCACUGUAAAGUAAUACAACCACUGUCUUCUGUGAAUUUGCUGCCAAUAACAGCCAGAGCCUUGUAAGUAAUUGAUGCCAAAAACAAAACAAACUUACUUUUCUGACAUUAUUUAGUUCAACUCCCUUGACACGUGUAGCUGACUUUAAAGUCACAAACACUUAAUUAAUAGAGAAACUACUGUUAUUGCCCACUUUUUGCUGGAACAGUUUAAGUAACUUGCAUAAGACUUCUCAAAUGUGAUAAUAAGUUUGUUCUGACCAGAAUUACUUUAGUACAGUGAGAGGCAGCCACAGAAACCAAUGAAAACCUUAUCCAAGUUCGGUCUUCAGUCUGUUGACUGUUUACUUAAGGGUUAAUCUGUCCUGGGGGUUGCAGUCUGUAAAUACCAUACAAAAACAAAAUCUGGGUUCAGAAAUUGGGACCUAACCAAAAGUGAAUUUGCUAUAGGUUGAAGUAGAGCAGAGUGAGCACUACUGGUUUUUUUUAAAGCCUUAUUUUAUAUUUCUAGAAUUCAUGUGUUACGGCCAAGCUCCGGGAUUUUCUCUAUGUGGUGCUGAACCAUCCAAACCAGUACUGCCGAGAGCGUCCCAGAAUGGUGCUGCUGAAGCGUAAAAUCCAGAACUUGUACAACAUCAUCACCAGGAUUUGUUACAGGGUAAGACCACCAUAACAACAUCUGUAUCUUCCCCCUGAAUUUUCUUGUUUUCGUGCUCUUGAGGCCUCACCACAUGUCUUCUGUGUAUCAUUUGCAGGACUUGGUGUUUUUCACAGAUGACUGUGAAGCGAUUGAUACUGGACACAGCAGCCCUUACUAUGCAGAGGACAGGCUUCAGCUGCUGCAGGAGGAAAGAUGAUCAGAUUUUAAGAAUCCAUUCAUAAAAUACAUUAGCAGUAUGUAGAAUUGUAAAGCGAGUGCAAUGCAUACUACAUUCUGCACUGUGCUGUAUGUAUUAUUAGCAAAACAGUGCUGUCCAACAUUGUACCUAGUUGGCUUUGAGUUAGAUGCACACUCAUGUUAGCAGACAUGUGUGGCUGCAUUCCAGCAAGGAGAGCAGAACUUUCCACAGGAAAUUUGCUGAAUGCCAACCAUGCCGAUGAAAACCCUGAAAUAAUAAACCAAUAAGGGAUGCUUGUGAGCCGGGCUUAACCGCUGCUUACUUACCAGGGCUGAUCAAAGCUCUGAGUGUCAUUAAGAGAAAUAUGCCAUGUUGCCAUAACCCUUAGUCUGACGGGCAUGUCUUAAAGGAGCAUUAUACAGCAUUCUGCAAACAUUGCAAGAGUUGAACAUGGUAGUUCAAAAUGUUACAUAAGAACUAGAUGUCCUCAUUAUGUGGUUGAUCACUGAGUUCCUUCAUAGUUUUGUCACAUUGAUUUAUUUUGAUAUUAUUUUGGCUGCAUGUCUGAAGGAAUAACAAAAAUAGUGCUGCUUAUAGUGCAGUCUUGGUCUUUGGCAGAGUGAAUCUCCUGAAUUAAAGCCCUCACUGUUGUGGACACAAUAAACUUUCCUGCUUUAUAUAUACUUAUUUGCAGUGUACAUAUGCCUUAUAUCAUUAAGUAAAACUUCUUUUUAUGUAUCAGUCCUUAGAAGUUAUUUCCUAAACCCCUCACAAAUUUAAUACAGUAGAUUCAUCCAUUUGGACAUCAGUCACUGGCAGACUAAAAAGUAGUUAUUUGAAGUUGCUGGUUGAACGGGAUAGAAUUAAGUGAAGCAUUUCCCUUGCACAAAUUAAAAUAAGCUGCUGUCUGCAGCUCAGAAUAUAAAGAAACUUUACAAGAAAUCAUGUAACAGUUAAUUGUCUCUACCCUCACAUUACACCACACUCAGGAUAAUGGCGAGUUGAAAGCACAAUGUUUGUCAAGGCUGCUUGUCUCAUUAAAUUCAUAGCCUCUCCUGCCCUCUGUUGGCUAGACUUAUAACCUGCAUCCAAAAUACCCAAUUUCUCAGUGUAGUGUACAACUCCUGUAGUCCUUCCUCCACUGCAUGAAAACUAAAUUCAGUUGUAAUGAAUGUGCAUUUGUUUUUGGACAGAGUGUUCUCUGUGUGAAUGAGAACCCACAUUCUAUCUUUCCCAAUCUCCAGCUUUGUUUUGGUGAAGGAUGGUGUCCAUAAUGUGUCUGUCUAAAAGCCUGUAAUGAGUAAUAAAUGGAUGAUUUUUCAUUUUUCACUUUAAUAACUUUGUGUAUGAAGAACAGUUAGGCACCUGUUCACGCCUUGAUGAAUGACAGUAUCUUUCUAAUAAGAUUGUCUUUGCAAAGAUACAUUUGUCAGCUAUCUAACAACUUAUCCCGUGUUUAGUCACAUCUUCUGUUGUUCUUGUUUGUUUUAAUUUUUCCAUUUUGCUUUACUGGUUAUGUUUCAGUUAUGCAAAGUUUUAGGAGAGUAUUGUUCCUGAACAACAUAACUACCUUGUACUAGGA